AUGGGCCCCAAAAUACCACGCACACCGCUCAAAAAGGAAGGCGAGGAGGAAGAAGACCUGGAGAACCUGGUUUUCCUCCGGGAAGAGCAGACGGAGGUGAUUGAUCGGCUGAAGGCAACAAUCGACGCGACUCUCGUCGAGGAACGCACUGAGGCCGCUGCGAAGGUUCACCGAUGGAGGUUGGACACGUGCUUCGCCGAGUUCGCCGCCAUCAAGGAACGCAUCUACAGGGCUGAUCCGAAGAAGCGGAACGACCACAAGAAGGUGGUCGUGGAGUUCGAGGCCUUGUUCGACCAACUGGCCAUGACGCUCGGAGGUUGGAACGCCGGUGCCGCUCCAGCUGCAUCGUCCGCCCUCGUUGAACGACACGACCGGCCCAUCGUGAUCCAGCAACCUCUUCCACGUGUUUUCCCAUCCUUCGAUGGGAAGUACGAGAACUGGGAGAAGUUCAAGGUGAUGUUCGUCGACGUCGUGGACAAGACGAACGAGUCGGCGCGCAUGAAGCUGUACCACCUCGAGAAGGCUUUGGUCGGCGACGCGGCCGGGUUUAUCGACGCCAAGACCAUCCAGGAUGGGAACUACGCCCAUGCCUGGAAGCAGCUGACGGAUCACUACGAGGACAAGCGCCGGAUGGUAGACCUUCACAUCGGAGGUCUACUGAGUGUGCAGAAGCUGGCCUGCGAGGGCCACCUGGAACUUCGGGCUUUGGUGGAUUCCGUCGUUGGGAACGUCGAGAACCUGAAGUACCUCGGCCAAGCGUUCACCGGCGUGUCGGAGCAGAUUGUCGUCUAUCUCCUGGGCCACGCCCUAGACGACACCACCAAGAAGAUCUGGGAGUCUACAGUCGCGAGAGGUGAACUGCCCAAGUACGAGGACAUGAUCAAAACGCUCAAAGAUCGUAUCUCGGUUCUUGAACGGUGCGAGACCAGUUCCGACUCCAUCAAGAAGCAGCAGCCACGAACAAGUUCCAAACCAUCGACUGGCAAGCAGCCGUUCCAGAGGGCCAACGCGGCGACCACUCCGGCCCAACCGGAGUUCCAGUGUGGAGUCUGCGGAGAAGGCCACCUCACCUUCCGAUGCGCCAACCUCACUGGCCUAACGGUGGCCCAGCGCAGAGAGAAGGUCCGGAACAAGAACCUGUGCUUCAACUGUUUGCGCAGUGGCCACAGCUGGAAGAGGUGCUCGUCGAAGAACUCGUGUGGCAAGUGCCAACAACGCCACCAUUCCCUGCUGCACGAUGAAGCGAAGGCUGAACCCGUGCCGAAGUCCACACCGCAGCAGAGUGCUGCCCCACCAAAGAACCCGGCGCCAGUGGUCCAACCCGCUGGCCAACAGGCGCCGCUGACGACCGAGGCGACGUGCAACCACACCCAGACGACGAAAACCGUCAUGCUCCUGACGGCGGUGGUCCACCUGAGCGACACCCAGAACCGACCUGUGCCGUGCCGAGUCCUGCUGGACAACGGUUCGCAGGUCAACUUUAUUUCGGAGUCCAUGGCAAAACGCAUCAACAUACAGAGAGUGGCUACAACCGUCCCAAUUUGCGGCAUCGGCGCCGUGAAGACGUACGCCAGGGAAGCGGUCACAGUCGAGCUCCAGUCCCGGUACAACAGCUUCGCGGUGAACGUUGAGUGCCUGAUCGUGCCUAAGGUGACUGGACUGAUUCCGUCGUCGCCGGUAAACAUCGCUGACUGGCCGAUUCCUGAGUGUAUCCAGCUGGCCGAUCCCGACUUCCAGACUCCGGACCGCAUCGACUUGCUGCUCGGAGUGGCCAUGUUCUUCCGGCUCCUGAAAAGUGGACACAUUGAGCUGGGGAACAACCUGCCGGAUCUACGCGAGACCUACCUGGGCUGGGUCGUCGCAGGAGAGGUCGGGGACACCGUCCCUGGUCCACAGUAUAGCCACACCGCAACGCUGGAGGACAUCAGCGAGGCGAUUCAACGCUUCUGGCAGGUCGAAGAGAUCGAAUCUGUUACGCCUAUCACCACCGAACAGGAAGAUUGCGAGACCUUUUUCCGCUCAACCCACAAGCGGGACCCUACCGGUCGGUACGAGGUUCGCUUGCCGUUCCGCCCCGUCGUCGCCAGACUCGAUGACAACCGCAGCCUCGCCCUGCGGCGUUUCUUGUCGCUGGAGAAGCGACUCAACCGAGACCCGGACCUGCGGAAACAAUACGGUGAGUUCAUCCAAGAAUACCAAUCCCUGGGGCACUGCAAAACGGUUGACGAAACUGUUGACUCACCGAAACUUGGCCGCUACUACUUGCCCCACCAUGCCAUUCUCCGCCCCUCGAGCUCAACGACCAAGUUGAGGGUAGUUUUCGAUGCCUCGGCCAAGAUGUCUCCCUCUGCCACCUCCCUGAACGACGCGCUGCAGAUCGGGGGAAACGUUCAAAACGAUCUCUUCUCGAUUCUGUUGGCCUUCCGCAAACACCCUGUCGUCUUCACCGCGGACAUCUCAAAGAUGUACCGCCAAAUCCGAGUCGCUUCAGCUGACACCAGCUACCAGCGGAUCUUCUGGAGGAACGAUCCGUCCGACUUCGUCCAGGUCCUUGAACUCACAACCGUGACUUACGGGACAGCGGCGGCUCCUUUUCUCGCGACGAGGUGUCUGGUCCAACUGUGUGAAGACGAGGGUGAAAAUUUCCCGUUGGCAGCCAGCAUCGUUCGCAACGCCUGCUACGUCGAUGACAUAUUGGCAGGUGCUGACACACCCGAGGAGGCGAUCGAAUGUUUGCGACAACUUCAAGGCUUGCUAGGUCGUGGUGGAUUCCCCAUCCACAAGUGGAGCUCGAACACGCCGGCAGUGAUGGACCAGAUUCCAGAAAGUGACCGGGAGAAGCUGAUCGACCUGGACGGGCUAUCCGGUGGCGUGGUCAAGGCUCUGGGACUGUACUGGUGUCCUGGAGAUGAUGAUUUCCGGUUCACCGCAACUCAAUCCGACGCCGAGGCCACCAAGCGGCGUGUACUUUCCGAGAUUGGGAAGUUCUUCGACCUCCUGGGACUCCUGUCGCCAGUCAUCAUCAUGGCCAAGAUGCUGAUGCAGAAGGUGUGGAACGAAGGCCUGACGUGGGACGUGCUUCUCAACGGAGAACUGGGCACCACGUGGCAGCAGUUUCAAACCGCACUACCGGACGUGCGGGAAAUUCGUAUCCCUCGGUACGUAAUCGGCGCCGGCAGCGUCGGCCUUGAGCUCCACGGCUACAGCGACGCCUCGAAGCUGGCAUACGGUGCGGCGAUCUACAUCCGAAGCCUUCUACCGAACGAAAAGACCGAGAUGCGGCUGCUCUGCAGCAAAUCCAAAGUGGCACCCAACAAGCAGCUCGACAUCCACCGUCUGGAACUGCUCGGCUGCAGACUGCUGUCGCGGUUGGUGGUCAAGGUCAUCGCUGCGCUCAAGCUUCCGUUCCGCGCUGUGGUGCUUUGGUCGGACAGUCAGGUGGUGCUGGCCUGGCUCAAAAAAUCACUAGAUCUGCUCCAAACUUUCGUGCGCAACCGCGUCGCAGAAAUCCUCCAAGAAACGGCCGGUUUCAUCUGGAACUACGUCCGCACCAAGGACAACCCGGCCGACCUGAUCUCGCGCGGAAUGUUCCCGGCUCCGUUGAUGAAGUGCAAGAAGUGGUGGGAAGGACCGUCAUACAUGGCACCCGUCGUGUACCCCGUCGAACCUGCAAGAGAAGUGCCAGAUGAAGAACUGCCUGAAUUGAGGAAGGUCAAAAUGGUCGCGAUGCUUGCCUUCAACUCCAACGAGCUGCCAAUCUUCGAGACGUGCAGUUCUUUCCGGAAGCUGCAGCGCGUGAUGGCGUACGUCGUGCGCUUUGUGAACAACUGCAAGCAAAAGAACCCGGCGGACCGAGUUCACCGACGCCACCCGUCCAUUCCGGAGCUGCGGGCGGCGCUUAACUUGAUCGUGAAGGUGGUGCAGCACGACGUGCUGUCCAAGGAGAUACAGCAGGUGGCCGAGAACGAUUCGGCCGGAAAGCUCCAGUGUCUGGUACCUUUCUUGGACAACGGCCUUCUGCGAGUAGGAGGUAGACUGCAGCAAUCGGAGCUGCCGUUCGGGACGAAACACCAGCUGAUUCUACCGAAGCAUCGGGUCACGGACUUGAUCAUCCGAGCUUACCACGAGGAGCACCUGCACGCGGGGCCGUCGGCCUUGCUUGCCAUCUUGAGAAGGCAAUUCUGGCUGCUCGACGGACGGUCGACAGUCCGGAACGUCACGAGACGUUGUGUGACCUGCUUUCACGUGAAGCCGCGCAACUCGAGUCAGCUGAUGGGGAUGCUGCCGUCCAGCCGGGUGUCGCAAGCGUUUCCGUUCGAGGAGGUCGGCGUGGACUACGCUGGACCCGUCUUCGUGAAAGUUGGACUCCGGAAGCCGCAGAUGGUCAAGGCGUACAUUGCGGUCUUCGUGUGUAUGACGACAAAGGCGGUACACCUGGAGCUCGUGUCCGAUCUGACGACAGAAGCGUUCUUGGCCGCUCUCCAACGUUUCGUCAGCCGACGCGGCGUGCCUAGACAGAUCCACUCCGAUAACGGCACAAAUUUCAAGGGGGCCAAGACCGAGCUGCACGAGCUGUACCUCCUGUUCAAGCAGCGUGCCUUCAACGACCAGAUCGAAACGUACUGCCAGCCAAAGGAGAUUGCUUGGUCGUUCAUCCCUCCCGGUGCACCGAACUUCGGGGGGCUUUGGGAGGCGGCUGUAAAAAGCACCAAAUAUCACCUCAAGCGGAUUUUGAAAAAUGCUCAACUCACCUUUGAGCAGUACGCCACCGUGCUGGCCGAGGUUGAAGCCGUGCUCAACUCCCGGCCGCUGUUCGCGAUGUCGUCCGACCCCUCGGAUCCGGAGAUCCUGACGCCGGGACAUUUCCUGAUCGCGCGGCCGCUCACGGCCAUUCCUGAGCCAACCUACGAUGAAAUCCCGACGAACCGGCUGUCCAAGUGGCAGCAUCUUCAACGUCUUCGAGAGCACUUCUGGAAGGUCUGGAAGAACGAAUAUCUCACCAGUUUGCAGCCAAGGGGAAAGAACCUGAAAGAGAAACCAAACGUCCGUCCGGGAAUGGUGGUUCUACUGGAGGACAAGGAAGCGGCGCCGCUGCAGUGGAAACUGGGAGUCGUAACGAACACCUACCCGGGGCCCGAUGGCCUCGUCCGAACUGCUGACGUGAGAGUCGGCGGCACUACGGUUCGGCGGCCAAUCACCAAGCUGGCCAUCCUCCCGAUCCUGGACAACGAACCUACUCCUGCUGGGUCUGCCCCCAGCCCGGGGGGAGGAUGUUGA
Messenger RNA from Culex quinquefasciatus (southern house mosquito), 5277 nucleotides. RefSeq lists its product as uncharacterized. NCBI's taxonomy places the organism in Eukaryota, Metazoa, Arthropoda, Insecta, Diptera, Culicidae. Gene Ontology annotation, biological process: DNA integration. The transcript has a single exon. The coding region runs from base 1 to 5277 and encodes 1758 amino acids. The record is from RefSeq and is a predicted model, not a curated record. Gene Ontology annotation, molecular function: nucleic acid binding.